GCCUUUGGACGUAACCAUACCAUCUUAAGCGUUUCUCCUUGACCUGUUCCAUAAUGGGAGACCAUCUUCAGUCAUCAAUAUAAGUAAUUAGUAACAUUACAAGUACAACAACAAUUUACAGACAGCCCACACAGCGCUGGCUACGUUAUACCUUUUGGCAACAAACCCUGAUAAACAAAAGAAGCUAAGAGAAGAGGUAUUAAUGAAGCAAACUCGGAGGCCAUACUUGAAGGCGUGUAUAAAAGAAUCUAUGAGGGUGCUCCCUGUGGUCACUGGUAACGCAAGAACGUCCACUAAGGAAUACAAUCUGCUUGGAUAUAAAAUACCGAAAGGAAUUAUGAUAGGACUCUCUCACCAGUACUUAUCAGUAAAGGAAGACCACUAUCCGAGACCUGAAGAGUUUAUUCCCGAAAGAUGGUUGGUAGACAAGCAUGAUCCCCUUUAUCACGGCAACACACAUCCUUUUGUAACCAGCCCUUUUGGAUUUGGAGUAAGGAUGUGCAUUGGCCGACGUAUAGCCGAGUUAGAGUUAGAAACUUUCAUAUCCAAAGUUGUGGAGAACUUUCAAAUAGGCUGGAAAGGAGGACCCAUUCAAGUUUCCGGCACUUCGCUUAAUUAUAUAACUGGGCCUUUUAAUUUAAUUUUUAAUGACAUAUAGAAAAGUACUCGUGGAAGCCGGUUUUUCCAAACCGUUAUCAUGUACUUGGCGCAAAACCUUUUAAUUUCAGUGUCGUUCGUAAAACCGUUAUUUUUAAGUCGGGUUUUACCGUUAUUAUUAACCGGUUUAGAACAAUAAAAACCGGUUUCUUCCUAUGUCGGAGUCUUUGUUUACGCGAUGCCAGUACACCACCAGGCAGGCUGGCCGUCUUGACUCUAGUCGCUUGUCGAAUUAAAGGUGUAACAGUGUGACAGCGACAAGGUGUAACAGCGCGGCUUACGUGGGCGAAUGCGAUCCGGCGCGGCGUGGCGCGGCGCGGCAGCCCAACGGCAUCGGCAUUUGGAGAUCGCCCACGUAGGACACUUCCACAACCGCCCCGCGCCGCUUCGCGCUCGCGAGUUAUUCGCUCAGGUAAGACACUGCCUAACGGCGCGGCGGGGCGGCCCACGGCAUUCGCGUUCGCAACGAGAUCGCCCACGUAGGACACUUCUAUAGGUUUCAAAGGAUUGAUUCACCCGCGCCGCGCUUCGCGUUCACGAGUUGUUCGCUUACGUAAGCCGCUGCGUAAUAGUGUAAAUAGUAAUAAAUAUUAAAUAAAAUAAUGGUGUCGCAUAAA
Cydia pomonella (codling moth) is the source of this 1274-nucleotide messenger RNA. RefSeq names its product cytochrome P450 CYP12A2-like. The record is from RefSeq and is a predicted model, not a curated record. Lineage: Eukaryota; Metazoa; Arthropoda; Insecta; Lepidoptera; Tortricidae. The transcript has 3 exons. Gene Ontology annotation, molecular function: heme binding; monooxygenase activity; iron ion binding. Gene Ontology annotation, cellular component: mitochondrial inner membrane. Bases 203 to 658 code for a protein of 151 amino acids. Gene Ontology annotation, biological process: cortisol metabolic process; cellular response to peptide hormone stimulus; glucocorticoid biosynthetic process.